Schizosaccharomyces japonicus yFS275 is the source of this 994-nucleotide messenger RNA. RefSeq names its product triosephosphate isomerase. Gene Ontology annotation, molecular function: triose-phosphate isomerase activity. The record is from RefSeq and is a predicted model, not a curated record. The coding region runs from base 123 to 872 and encodes 249 amino acids. Gene Ontology annotation, biological process: gluconeogenesis; glycolytic process; canonical glycolysis. The transcript has a single exon. Lineage: Eukaryota; Fungi; Ascomycota; Schizosaccharomycetes; Schizosaccharomycetales; Schizosaccharomycetaceae.
UUUGCGUUAUGACGCAUUGCGCAGCUAGCCCUAUAUAAGCAGGGAAAUCCGCCCCGAACAUUAUCAUCUGCAACUUCCUUCGCAACACAUCUUAAGGAAUUUUCAGAAACUCUCUACUCAAAAUGGCUCGCAAAUUCUUCGUCGGUGGUAACUUCAAGAUGAACGGCUCCUUGGAGUCUCAAAAGAAGAUCAUUGAGGCUCUCAACGCCGCCAAGCUCAACACUGAGAAGGUUGAGGUUGUCGUUGCCCCUCAAGCUCUUUACCUUUUGAACACUCGUGCUGAGUUGCGCAAGGACAUUGGUGUUGCUGCCCAAAACGUCUUCAGCAAGGCCCACGGUGCUUACACUGGUGAGAACAGCGCUCAAUCCCUCGCUGACGCUGGUAUCACCUACACCCUUACUGGUCACUCCGAGCGUCGUACUAUCUUCAAGGAGUCCGACGAGUUCGUCGCUGACAAGACCCAAUACGCCAUUGAGCAAGGUUUGAUCGUUAUCGCCUGUAUCGGUGAGACCUUGGCCGAGCGUGAGGCCGACAAGACCAUCGAGGUCUGUGUUCGUCAACUCAACGCUUUGGCCGCUAAGGUCAAGGACUGGAGCAAGGUCGUCAUUGCCUACGAGCCCGUCUGGGCCAUUGGUACUGGUAAGACCGCCACUCCCGAGCAAGCCCAAGAGGUUCACGUCGAGAUCCGUAAGUGGGCCAACGAGAAGCUCGGUGCUCAAAUUGCCGAUGCCCUCCGUAUCAUCUACGGUGGUUCCGUCAACGGUGGUAACUGCAAGGACUUCCUUAAGUUUGAGGACAUCGACGGUUUCUUGGUCGGUGGUGCUUCCCUCAAGCCCGAGUUCCACAACAUUAUCAACGUCCACAACCUUUAAAUGCCGUGCAAAUGAUAAUAUUUGUGCAAUGAACUUGAGCGUCACUCCCUCUGUCACCGUAUAGAUUUCGGCGGCUAUGCAUGUCGGAUGCACUCCACCUUCAUUUUUAGAUGACAACAAUA